Molecule: messenger RNA, 1383 nt
Organism: Paramacrobiotus metropolitanus
Lineage: Eukaryota; Metazoa; Tardigrada; Eutardigrada; Parachela; Macrobiotidae
Product: zinc metalloproteinase nas-14-like
Exons: 6
Coding region: 86-1132 (348 amino acids)
Biological process (GO): proteolysis
Molecular function (GO): metalloendopeptidase activity
Source: RefSeq, a predicted model, not a curated record
UACGUUAUCAACUAACAAUAAUUUGCUAUCUUUUACUAAAAAUUUCGUUAUUCCAGCACAUAUUAAUAGUGACCUCGCUCCUGCCAUGGAAGCAGUUAAACUUAUUGUUGCAUUUGUAUGCUUGACCGGUGUUUCCGCCCUUCCUUCAGCAAGGCUAGAAAAACGGGCUGCAUUAAACCGGGAUACCCGGUACGAUGUGUGGGCAAACCCUCAAAGAAUCCUUUUUCGACUGGAUACUAAUUACAAUGGAACUGAGGCGGCGGAUAUAGAUGAUGCGAUGAACCAAAUUUCUUCCGACAUGUCCUCAUGCAUACGUUUCUCUCCCUUUAACGUUGUCACAGAUUCGCGAGAGGAUCAUAUUUUCAUCAGUCCUGUCUUGAAUUCUGGGGUUUUGGCUACUUCCUGCUCGACGUUUCCGGGCAGAUUGGUCAGACAAAACGGUCAGGGCCAGAAAAUGAUUAUGACAGCAGGCCCAGGCGGUUGUAUGAGCGCGAAACGGGAUAUUAUGGCAGUUCUGGUGUCGGCACUGGGCUUGCGAAACGAACACAAGCGGCCAGACCGAGAUGAUUUCCUGCAAACUUUUCCGUCCAAUAUUCUUCCAGAUCUCCAGUCUCUAAAUUUGUUGCGCAUCUACAAUGCCAGCCAAAUUGAGUUCCGCUCAACUGCCUUUGACCUUUUAUCCAUAACCAUCCCUUCAGCAUCCCGCUUCGCCCGAGCCAACACUGUUCUGUACACUCCAAGAGAUGCCACUAGAACACUGGGCAAUCUGGCUCGUCUAAGUGUCGGAGACUGUAAUGCACUGAGGCGGAUGUACCCGACCUGCAGUUCCAUAACAUGCCGUAACCCUUACGCAAAUGCCACACUUGCUUCCGUUGCCUCGACCAGCACAAACGCUCCUGCCUCUGGAAAUGCACCCACGAGUACUUCGGCGAUCUUGGAAGCUGUGCAGUCGGCUGCGGGUGCAUCCGGUAGCGGUCUCGUGAUUGCUAACACUAAUACUGUUGGAGCUACGACGACAUCUACGUCCACAGCACGGACAACGGUAGCCGCUCGAGCAGCCACAACAACUCAGUCGGGACCGGUGGAAUCACCAUUCGACGGACUGGAAUUUGCUCUGCGCCCUCAGGCUUGAGCUACAGUUUAAUGUUAACAUGUGGGACGUUAAUUCGUUCUGUGGUAGUGGGUCAGGUAGACGUGCCAGUAAUAUACGAGUAGUACACGCGCCUAUCGCGUCUUUUUUAUUGAGUGGCUGGGUUUUGUAAGCUUGUACUCGUAUAUUGCGCUGAUGGAAAAACCGCAGAAUAUUUUUAUUUUGGGCAAUAAUCACUGAUAACAUUUUUGAAACUGAAGGUCAUGCGCUCAGAAAUAAAAAAAAUUCUUUAA